AUGCCGUCGUUCUCGAUCCUUCUGUCGGUCCUCUAUGCGACAUCGUUGGUCGCAGCAGCGAGCCAAAAAUGCUACAGUCUUACUGGCGCAGAACUCGACAGCACGUUCACGCCAUGCAACUCAACCGCUGAGCACAGUGGCUGUUGCGCCACGAACCGACCUACUGGCGCCGACAUCUGCCUAGAUAGCGGCUUGUGUAUGGCCACCAAGAGCGAGUAUAUUGGCACCAUAUGGCAAUCUGGAUGUACAGACUCGACUGGCAAAGCUACACAGUGUCCACAGAUAUGUCCUGGCAUGAACAACGAAUUUGGUGGGUUGAACCCAGUGGCUGCAUGGAACAUACAAACGUGUGAUUUCGGUACAUACUGCUGCAGGGCGAUCAAUGAUCGACGAAACUGCUGCAACAACUCCACAGCGCCCAGGGUCACAACAACCUCCAUUGGUGCAUUCCAAAUUCAGACUGCAACACUGGUGUCGUCAUCAACCUCUACUGCAGCGCCUUCAUCUGCGACUGCUUCGGACUCUCCGUCGGAACUCGAAGCAACCCUGACAUCCAAUGAGGAUGUAUGCAAGAGCCAGAAGCACAAGACAGCUGUCGUUGGUGGUACCAUUGGAGGCAUACUUGGUGCAGCGGUCAUCGGCCUGAUUGGUCUUGUGUACUGGAUGUCAAAGCGAGAGCAGCGACAACGGAAGCUCAAGGAGCACUACGAGGAGCAGUUUGCGCAGACCUGGGCGUACCGAAAAGCUAUGGCGGCUAGUACAACCUCGGUGAGGACGGACUCUCAUGAAGAAUUCAUAGGCAAGUCGAGCGGGAGCUAA
Molecule: messenger RNA, 819 nt
Organism: Boeremia exigua
Lineage: Eukaryota; Fungi; Ascomycota; Dothideomycetes; Pleosporales; Didymellaceae
Exons: 2
Coding region: 1-819 (272 amino acids)
Source: RefSeq, a predicted model, not a curated record